UCCUCGCUCUUCUCUCCUCUAGUUCAAAUUCCAAUCGUCAAUAAAAAUCAGCAGCUAAAAAAGAAUCCGAAAAAAAAAGGAAAAAGGAAAAAAUGGCGGACGGAGGUUUAACAAUUUUGGACGGAAAUCAACUGAAAGCCGUGGACUUGAGUCUGCCGUCACCUGACGGCGCCGUUACCGGAGCUCAGCUCUUGGAGUUGGCAGAAUCGAGAGUCUCCGCCUUUCUCUUCGGCCUCGCAUUGCCGGAGAACCUCAAGUCCGCCGUUCUCCGCCGUCUCGAAAUUGGCGAUGACUUCAGUAGCUUCAGCGCUAAGGAGCUAGAUCGCGAGAAUGCCUCCUCUUUUCUUCAGAACUACGUCUCGAUUGCCGCUGAUGAACUCAAAGAUGAUCCGAUGGUCUUGUCAAUUUUGGAUGGAAAGGCGCUUCGAAUAAUUUUGGAGGAUGAAGAUGAUUUUGCGAUGUUGGCUGAGAAUCUUUUCACAGAUUUAGACAUAGAAGAUAGAGGAAAGAUUAGGAAGAGUGAGAUACAGAAUGCUCUUCUUCAUAUGGGCAUUGAAAUGGGAGUUCCUCCCUUUGCAGAGUUUCCUCGACUAAGUGACAUUCUGAAGAAGCAUGGAGCUGAAGGUGAAGAAGAAUUGGGGCAAGCACAAUUUGCACAGCUAUUGCAGCCUGUGCUCCAAGAACUUGCAGAUGCUCUUACUGAAAACCAUGUUGUUGUCGUACAAAAUGUGAAGAUCAUUAACGGAUCUCAGCUGCGCAAGGUUCUGGCUAAUGAAAAGCUCUUGAAUGAUGUUGUGGACAAACUGAUACAGGAAAAGAAUGGCCAAGCAGAUGCCAAAACAACCAAAGAGUUGAUAAGGUCUUUUCUUCAGAAGAAUGGAAAGGAUUUGGGAUUGCCACCUCUUAGAGCUGAUGAGAUGGUAGUUCUCCUUUAUGAUGCGGUUUUUGCUGAUGUCGAGGAAACAAAAAAUACUCCAGGAUCAGAAGAAAACUUCAUGGUUGUCUUGAAGGAGAUUCUUGUGAGAUUCGCAGAGCAGCUUGAAGCCAAUCCAGUAUUUCAUGAUCUAGGCAUCUGAACUAGUGAAGAUAUCCAUCUACUUUACCUUCUACUUCAUGAACUUCUCUUUCAUAUUGUCCUUACUGCUUACCCCAAACUUUCGGCACAAUAUACACCAUUGUUAAUGUCGUAUAAGGAUAGAAACUUGUAAUCCUAAUUUCUGAGCUGGAACUCUAUAGUAUCUUAAAAGUAACCGGUGGUGUAGAUUUUCAUGAAUAUACAUAUGUUUCGUGUGAUUGAUACAAUGAUACAGAGUAUGCAGUUGACUAUCA
Messenger RNA from Coffea eugenioides, 1329 nucleotides. RefSeq lists its product as uncharacterized. Bases 93 to 1076 code for a protein of 327 amino acids. NCBI's taxonomy places the organism in Eukaryota, Viridiplantae, Streptophyta, Magnoliopsida, Gentianales, Rubiaceae. The transcript is spliced from 4 exons. The record is from RefSeq and is a predicted model, not a curated record.